Molecule: messenger RNA, 1221 nt
Organism: Trichobilharzia szidati
Lineage: Eukaryota; Metazoa; Platyhelminthes; Trematoda; Strigeidida; Schistosomatidae
Source: the annotation of a GenBank genome assembly
AACAUGGAUGAGAACCUAAAUCCUACGGCGGCAUAAGUAAAUCUGAACGGUUCCGACUUUAGCAGCUGACAAACCGGUUUCGAUUACAAGUCGUACAAAGACAACUGAAGGUCCUCUCUUCAUCCUAUUUAAGUUGUGCACUAUUUGUCACUUCCACUUCAUCGGUAGGCGAUCUUACGAUCAUUCAGAUGUCUACUGUCACGGAUGAUGAAAUUAUAAAGCGAAAACUACUAAUAGAAGGAGAAAGCGGUAAUGAUGAUCGUAGAAUUACUUUGCUACUGAAGAAUUAUUUACGAUGGGUAGCUUCUGAUGAUGUUGGUGAAGAUGGUUAUGAGGCCUACCAAGCUCUCAUAGCUAGUGUUUGCCAGUGUGAAAAUGCCAUGGAACAGUCGUCUUUGGUAAUAGCCAUGAACUAUGAGCAGCAGAAGCAGUAUGAAGAUCUGUAUAAGGAGAUUGAGAAUGCUAUUGAAAGUGCGAAAAAUCGCAUUCAACAGUGCAAAGAAGACCUGAGGUCUGCGAAGACUGUUAGGAAAAACAGACGAGAGUAUGACAGUCUUGCCAAAGUUUUGUCUGAACAUCCAGAAAGGCAUAAAACACUUGAGAAAUAUACUAAAUUAAAGGCUACCUUGGAACGACUAGAAAAGUUAAAUGAAGAAUACGACCAAAAGAUUAAACUUAGAAAAACUCAAUUCCAUUUAUUCCUUGUCGCCCUUAAAGGAUUACAGAAAAUUGUAGAAGAUGAUGAGCCGUUGUCUUCAAAUAUAGAUGAUUUAAUGCAUAUCGAGAAUACGAAAUCUGUAAAUGAAGAUGAUUCUAAUAAAAUGGAUACUAUAUAGAUGUGAUAUAAUGUGUAAUAUUUGUAAGCAUUUUUUAAUGUGUCUGUGCUUUUGAAUGUCUACGUUGGAUCGCCUUGUUGCUGCUGCCGCUGUAUUAAAAUGACCUAUCCAUAAAAAAGGUUUGAAUCAGUAUCUAUAUCAGUACUGGCUUAUAGUCUUGUAAAUACUAAUUGUCAAAUAAACGUAUUUUGAAAUUUUUUCUUCAUCGAUGAAAUCACUUUCAGAGGUUGUACAGUCGUACUUAUAUUUAGAACAACACAUUUAAGCGAACAAUAUUGUUUUCAAUUAUAUCUCAUCAGGCUUAACUCUAAUAUGCAUAACUUUACAAAUAAAAAUUCAAAUAUAAACCAGUCGUGGUGUUUUGUCUAUAGGAUAAUAUGAUGGU